ACCGAGAGUAAAGUGACUGAAUGAACAAAACGGGGAGGAAGACGAACUGGAACCGGAAGAAAGCUGAGGUUUUGUUCCUAGGGCAAAGAGUAACAAAGAAUAGCAAUGGCUCUCUGUGACUUUUUAGGCAGUGAUGUGGAGUUUUUGCGGGGCGGCUUUUUUGGGAUGGGUGGUGGGUCCGAACAUGUCAGUGGACCUUUGCAUAACCUGUUAGGAGUGCCGCAGAUCGGUAGUGCCAAUUUAACGCGGGACCUGACACUGGAUGAUUCAGGUGCUCCAAAAAUUGAGUUCUUGCAUGGUACAACGACUCUUGCUUUUAAGUUUCAGCAUGGUGUCAUUGUUGCAGUGGACUCCCGAGCUACAGCUGGAGCAUACAUCGCCUCCCAGACUGUGAAGAAAGUUAUAGAGAUCAAUCCUUACCUUCUAGGAACUAUGGCUGGAGGGGCAGCAGAUUGUAGUUUCUGGGAGCGCCUGUUGGCAAGGCAGUGUCGCAUCUAUGAGCUACGGAACAAGGAGAGGAUUUCUGUGGCAGCAGCCUCCAAACUUUUAGCGAACAUGGUAUACCAGUACAAGGGUAUGGGGCUGUCCAUGGGCACGAUGAUCUGUGGUUGGGAUAAGAGAGGUCCAGGUCUUUAUUAUGUGGACAGUGAAGGAAAUCGGAUUGCUGGUGAUAUGUUCUCUGUGGGUUCAGGUUCUAUGUAUGCCUACGGUACACUAGAUCGUGGAUACCGCUAUGAACUAGAUAUAGAUGAAGCCUAUGAAUUGGCACGACGAUCCAUUUUCCAAGCCACUCACCGGGAUGCUUACUCUGGGGGGGUGGUCAACCUCUACCAUGUACAAGAAAAAGGUUGGAGCAAAAUCUCUCGGGAAGAUGUAGCAGAUCUGUUUGAGAAGUAUAAGAUGGACUGAGUAGCCUUUCCCAUAAAUGUGGAAUUGCUGUUUGUAGAGGCCACAGGUUCCAAAGCCUGUCAAAUUCUCUGUAAUAUGUACCAUUUUCAGUGCUGCCAUCAGUUUUGAAGGGACUGACCGUCUUUGCUAGUAUUUGGGAGUAGUUUUGUUUAACAUUUUCCUUAUGUCGGUCUGGUCUAGUACUAUAAGGCAGUACACUUGAGUUAACACCAAGUCAAAGUUGCCCUUAAGGUUUAUUAUAUUGGGUUGCAUUCUGUUAAAUUCCUCUGCAUAUGGACUGACAAAAUUGGAAACUUCUAUAAAACAUUAAAAAGUCUUUUUGACACUA
Messenger RNA from Protopterus annectens (West African lungfish), 1237 nucleotides. RefSeq names its product proteasome subunit beta type-5-like. The record is from RefSeq and is a predicted model, not a curated record. Gene Ontology annotation, cellular component: proteasome core complex. Gene Ontology annotation, molecular function: threonine-type endopeptidase activity. Lineage: Eukaryota; Metazoa; Chordata; Ceratodontiformes; Protopteridae. The transcript has 3 exons. The coding region runs from base 106 to 909 and encodes 267 amino acids.